Molecule: messenger RNA, 7368 nt
Organism: Alosa alosa (allis shad)
Lineage: Eukaryota; Metazoa; Chordata; Actinopteri; Clupeiformes; Clupeidae
Gene: eif4g3b
Product: eukaryotic translation initiation factor 4 gamma, 3b
Cellular component (GO): eukaryotic translation initiation factor 4F complex
Molecular function (GO): mRNA binding; protein binding; translation initiation factor activity
Source: RefSeq, a predicted model, not a curated record
AAAAGAAACAUAUAACAUGCAAACAUGCAAUAUAUUUCAAUUGAGUCGUUUUGAACUGGAUGUGUGCUUAUACAAAUUUAUUUGAUAUCGUAUUUAAUCUCAGCAAAAAACAUCAUAGCUUGGGGUCACAUACGUUCGUUGACCGAGCUCUUCCGAAACGGCACGAUAUUAUACGAAUGGUCUGUCCUGUCGGACUGCUGGAGGCGGCCACAGCGCCAUGUUGAACGAAAUCUCCCUUAACAGUGGAAAGGGGCUCGUAAAAUAACAUUCGGGGAAAACGUUUCUGCUCAGUUUUCAUAAAGGAAACCGUCAAGAAUACCCUGGCAAAGGGAAACGAACUGGAUCCUCGGGAACCCCGACCGGGGAGGGGGAACAGCCCCCUACCAUCCGAAAUGAAGAUAAACCACAAUAAUCGCUCGCUAGCUAGCAUUUGCUCGCUAAACUAUAGCUAAGCUAGUUUUCAAGGCUUUUUCUAUCCCAUUUAGCCACCGGCAACCUGCUUGUACAAGAAAAGGCCCGGCAUUGGCGUAACUCGCUAGCUAGUUUUUAUGUGUAUUAUUUUUAAACUAGAUAAGUAACUAGUUAGCUAUUUAUUACUGUAUUUUUUUUUAUUUUGUAACGAUUUGCAAUGAGUUUGCCGCCGAAAGCGGUACCGAAAUCAGCCGCUGCUGUAGGAAGUGGACCUGGAACCGGGCCGUCUCCCUCGAGUCAGCUGCGGGCUACCCUGACCACCGUACCGCUUCCAGGGCCCCCGGUCGCUCAGCAGCCGCCUGCAGUACCACCGACGCAAGUUUUCCUUAAUGCGUUGCACCCUAGGAUCCCAAGAGUACAGCCGCCGCUGGAAGACAGAAUCUUCCCCACACAGCCAGGAGUCACGGCCGUGUAUAGCGUCCAGAGACCUCCGGGCCCCCCGUACACAGCCCAUGAGAUCGGCAAGGCCCACCCCAACCUGGCGGCCACUCCGCCGGGCCACGCCUCGUCUCCUGGCCUCUCUCAGGUAUCAGUUUCCACAGUAUCCACUGCGCAUCUGUACGGCCACCCUAAGGGCUGGGAGGCAGGCGGAGGGUCUCCUUACAGCUCUGGGCAGAAUGCAGGCACCAACCCGCUGGUGUACUCCCCGUCGACGCAGCCAAUGAACGCACAGCCUCAAAGCCGCCCGUUUGCACCGGGGCCUCGUCCUACCCACCACCAGGGAGGAUUCAGACCCAUUCAGUUUUUCCAGAGGACCCAGAUGCAAACGGCGCGGCCCACCAUUCCAAGCAACAACCCCUCCAUCCGACCGGCCUCGCAGACUCCCACCGCCACCGUCUACCCCUCCAACCAGCCCAUCAUGAUGACCAUGACAGCCAUGCCCUUCCCCUCGCCACAGACACCCCACCAGUACUACAUACCACAGUACCGACACGGUACCCCAUAUGUGGGCGCGCCACAGCAGUACUCCGUACAGCCCACGGGUCCCAGUACCUUCUACACUGGGCCUAGUCCAGGGGAGUUCCCCACGCCAUAUGCGGGUCCUCCAUACUACCCUGGCCAGCCUGUGUACACCCCCUCACAACCCAUAAUAGUGCCUACACCACAGCAACCUCCACCUGCCAAGAGGGAAAAGAAAACAAUCCGUAUCCGAGACCCCAACCAGGGCGGCAAGGACAUCACAGAGGAGAUCAUGUCUGGGGUCGGCGGGAGCAGCAACCACCCACCUGUCCGGACCCCACCUCCCACCCCACCCCCUGGGUAGGUAAGGGCAGGCCGACCUCAGUUUUUAUGUCCACACCCUCAUUAUCCUCACAUUUUCUACCUCAAAUCCCAGCAGCUGGGCAGCCAGGUUGCGGAUCACGGGCCCGUUGUGUAUAACGUGGACGCCGCGGCCGCCGCCACCUCCUCCGCCCCCGCUGCCGCUCUCGGCCCCGCUCCCCCCGUCGACUUCAAACCAGAUGACAAGCCAAAACUGGAGGCUGUGACACUGAAGCCUUCAUCCCCAGGGCUGCGACCGCCAGACCCUCCUUCAGAGCGAAGCGGACCUGUCCCACCACACGAACCUUCCACUUCCCCCUCCCCCUCCGCAUCUGCGCCUGUGCCCGUCACCACCACCAUCACCUUCUCUUCGUCUGACAAACCUGAGCUUCCUGCCUGCAGCCCGGAGGCAGGACCCUCUUCUUCUUCUUCCUCUUCCUCUGUAACUCCUGCUACAGCACCAGGCCUUACUCUCAUGGCUAAACCAGAGGCCGCAGCUCAGACCCUCCCAGAGCCCGCUCCUCGCUCAGAGGAGCCCAGACCUGCCCCAGUGGCCCCGAGCUCCACCCUCCAAAGGACCCCUCAGCCCGAGGCCGUACCCAGCCUCAGCCCUAGCCCCAGCCCCAGCCCAGCCGACCUGUCCCCUGUCAGUCCUGCGGUGUCCCCUGCUCCGAGCGCGGCCAUGACUGCUGUUAAUGGUCUGGCUGAGGCUGACUCCGCUAGCUCUGCUGCCCCUAUAGCCGCUACCACCACCACCACCACCACCACCACCACCACCAUCCCCACCACCACUGCUGUCAGUGCUGCUGCUGAUGCUGCUGCUUCUGCUGCUGCUGUUCCUUCUGCUUCCUCUCCGUGCAACAGCUCCAGCCCCCAGCCCAGCUCAGAGCCUCCCCAGCUGCCCUCUCUGCCCCAGCUCAGCCAGACGAGCCCGGCGCAACUGGCCCCGAAGCCUGAAUCAGGCCUCAGCGCUGCCCGGACUCCAAGGGAGCCAGACGCUACCGCCACUGCGGCCGCCGCCACGCCAGUGGUGCCCAAGGAGACCCCUGAGGCUGCUGCUGUGGAGCCGCCAGCCGUUGCCAUGGUUCCUGCGCCAACCAUCUCCUCCACAAGCACCUCCACCUCCAUCAUCAUCACUGCUGCUGUCGCUGCUCCUGUUGCUGCGGGCCCACCCCCAGUUCCAGCUCUAGCUCCUCCCCCAGGCCUGCAGCACCCGCCAGGCCUGCCUGUACCCCAGGCGCUCGUCCAGGCCAAGAGGCCCACGGAGGGCACGGAGGCCCCCAAGGCGGCGAGGGUAGCAGAGGUCACACACGAGGAGAAAGCGGACGCUCAGCAACAGUUAUCCAGAAAAAGCUCAAAUCAAGCUACACCUAGUGCACCAAAGACCUGGAAGAAGCCCAAAGAGGAGCCUUCUGCGGGAUCUGUCCCCGUGCGGACAGAGAGGAGGAAGCGCAGGAGGGUUCGUCCACUGUGGCCGUGGACAAGUCCAGCCCCAGCCCGCCUCCCGUGGAGGUCAAUGCUGAGGUUGAGGAGAAGAAGCAGCCGCUGGCGCCCACGUCCCCGUCUCCGUCACCACCGCGUGGUAGCGGUACCGGCGGCGCCGGUGGUGGUGGAGGAGAACGGCGAACGAGAUCCAGAGCCGCUGAGGAACGGUGCUGAGCACACGUCCGAGACGGACAGCAGCGACAGCGGCCUCACGCCCGGCCCCCGGGAUGGCUCCGGCGACCCUCUUCCACAACUCGCUGAAGAGGACAGGAAGAAGCAGUAUGACCGGGACUUCCUGUUGGGCUUCCAGUUCAUGCCGGCAUGCGUGCAGAAGCCCGAGGGCCUGCCGCCCAUCUCCGACGUGGUCCUGGACAAGAUUAACCAGAACAAGCUGCCGCAGCGGACGGUGGACCCGCGAGUCAUCUCACGGGGGCCAGAUUUCACCCCAGCCUUCGCCGACUUCAGUAGGCAGGUCACAGGAGGCAGAGGAGCACCGCUGCUGAAUGUGGGGGGUCUGCGGAGGCCACCACCACGCAAGAUCAUCAUGAACGUGUCAGUGGACGAUGUGCAGCUGAAGAAGGCUGAGAACGCCUGGAAGCCCGGCUUGAAGAGAGAGACCGCGGCGGUGGUGGAGGACCCCGACUUGUCGAAAACUCAGGAGCUCUUCCGCAAAGUGCGCAGCAUCCUGAACAAGCUGACGCCGCAGAUGUUUAACCAGCUGAUGAAGCAGGUGACCGAGCUGACCAUCGACACGGAGGAGCGCCUCAAGGGCGUCAUCGACCUCGUCUUCGAGAAGGCCAUCGACGAGCCCAGCUUCUCCGUGGCCUACGGCAACAUGUGCCGCUGCCUCGCCACACUGAAAGUGCCAAUGGCAGACAAGCCUAACAGCACGGUGAACUUCCGCAAGCUGCUGCUCAACCGCUGUCAGAAGGAGUUUGAGCGGGACAAGGUGGACGACGACGUCUUCGAGAAGAAGCAGAAGGAGCUGGAAGCUGCCGCCAUGGCCAGUGAGCGGGAGCGUCUGCAGGAGGAGCUGGAGGAGGCCAAGGACAAGGCGCGACGGCGCUCCAUCGGCAACAUCAAGUUCAUCGGCGAGCUCUUCAAGCUGAAGAUGCUGACCGAGGCCAUCAUGCACGACUGCGUGGUCAAGCUGCUCAAGAACCACGACGAGGAGAGCCUGGAGUGCCUGUGCCGCCUGCUCACCACCAUCGGCAAGGACCUGGACUUCGAGAAGGCCAAGCCUCGCAUGGAUCAGUAUUUUAACCAGAUGGAGAAGAUUGUCAAAGAGCGGAAGACAUCCUCCCGCAUACGCUUUAUGCUGCAGGAUGUCAUCGAUCUGAGACUGCACAACUGGGUGUCACGGCGAGCCGACCAGGGCCCCAAGACCAUUGAGCAGAUCCACAAGGACGCCAAAAUCGAAGAGCAGGAGGAGCAGCGGAAGGUCCAUCAGCAACUACUGUCCAAGGACAAUAAGAGAAGACCAGAGUCCCGGGCGGAGUCCCGCGCGGUGCAAAGAGAAGAGACCUGGAACACUGUGCCCAUGACCAAGAACAGCAGGACAAUAGACCCCAGCAAGAUCCCCAAAAUCUCCAAGCCUACCAUAGAUGAUAAGAUCCAGCUGGGUCCGCGGGCGGGAGCCCUGAACUGGAUGAAGGGCAGCAGCGGGGGAGCUGGAGCCAAGGCCAGUGAGUCGGACGCGUCCCGGUCCAGUGGCAGCAGUCUGAACCGCUACUCGGCUCUGCAGUCCUCAAGCUCUCAGGCCCCCAGUAGCCCCUCCACCCCGUCCGACUUCGACUCCAGGAGAAGUCUGAGCAGCCGCGGCAGCUCCGGGCGAGAGCGGAACGACAAGCCGGCGAGCUCAACUCCGUCUCGUCCCGGCUCCUUCUCUCUGGCCAGCGGCGGUAAGGAGCCCUCAGAAGAGCUGUCCCAGGAGGAGCCCCGCAGAGAAGCCCCUGACACGCCCAAACUGCAGGGCAGCGCCCAGGACAAGGCCAAGCCUGAGCGCAGUCGGUCCAGGGACUCGGUAAAACUUGAAGCCCCAGCAGCCCUCUCUCCUGAAAAGCCUGCCCUAUCAGAGGAGGAAAUGGAGAGGAGAUGCAAAGCCAUCAUUGAUGAGUUUUUGCACAUUAAUGAUUAUAAGGAGGCGGUGCAGUGUGUGGAGGAGCUGGAGCAGGCGUCUCAGCUGCACAUGUUUGUGCGGGUGGGGGUGGAGUCCACGCUGGAGCGCAGCCAGAGCACACGAGACCACAUGGGUCAGCUCUUCUUCCAGCUGGUGCAGGCCGGGACCCUCUCCAAACUCCACUUCUGUCAAGGGUUCUCUGACACCCUGGAGCUAGCAGAUGAUAUGGCCAUUGACAUUCCCCAUAUAUGGCUGUAUCUAGCGGAGCUGGUCAACCCCAUGUUCCGCGAAGGAGGAAUCUCUAUGAGAGAAUUAUUUAGUGAAUUUAGCAAACCUUUACUCCCUGUGGGAAGAGCUGGGAUAUUAUUUUCUGAAAUAUUGCACCUUCUAUGCAAACAAAUGAGCCAUAGGAAAGUGGGGGCCCUAUGGAGGGAAUCAGGACUGAUUUGGGCAGAUUUCCUCCCCGAGGGCUCCGAUGUGCACAGCUUUAUCGCUGAGCAGAAGCUAGAGUUUACCCUAUCAGACAGCUUGAGCCUCAAUGAAGCACCUUCAAAGAGAACACUCUCGCCUGAGGAGCUGAACAAACACCUUGAAAAGCUGCUCCUGGAGGAUGCGGCGGGCGAUGAACAAAUCUUUGACUGGGUAGAGGCGAAUCUGGAUGAAGCUGAGAUGAGCUCCCCUCCCUUCCUGAGAGCUUUAAUGACUGCUGUGUGCAAAGCAGCAGUGAAAUGGGACGCCUCCUCCUGUAGAGUGGACACAGCCAUCAUCCAGAAGAGGUUGCCUGUAUUACUCAAGUACCUUAACUCAGACACAGAGCGCCAGUUGCAAGCACUUUAUGCACUUCAAGCAUUGAUAGUUAAACUGGACCAGCCCCCAAACUUGCUCCGGAUGUUUUUCGACUGUUUGUAUGACGAAGACGUAAUCUCGGAGGAUGCGUUCUACAAAUGGGAGUCAAGCAAAGACCCGUCAGAGCAGCAGGGCAAGGGUGUGGCCCUCAAGUCCGUCACAGCCUUCUUCACCUGGCUGCGCGAGGCCGAGGAAGAGUCAGAGGACAAUUGACGAAGGGCUGCAGGACAAAACUAAAAAAAUAAAAAAAAAAAAACAAUAGGAAGAGAAAAUGGACAUGUUUGCCAAUUAGUGCUAAAAAGGACAAUGGUCGCUGCAAAAAAAAAAAAAAAGAUAACUGCAUUAUCUAAAACAAAACAAAACAUAACAAAGCCACACAUAUGAAUCGGCUGGAAGAGAAGAGGAUGGUUGGGAUGAAUGGGGUGAGAGGUUUAUGGUACGGUUUUCCACACCCACAGCGACGUGACUUAACUUUGCUGGAGCACUAAACAAAAAGAAGAAGAGGGAAAAAAACAUGUAUUAUUUAUAGAACUAUUUCAGUUAAAAGUUUUUAAUUUUCUUUCUUUUGUUACUUUUUAAGAAAAAGACUUUAAUAAUAUGAAAAAAAACGUGCUACAAAAGAAAAAAAAAACAUCAGUUCAGACUCUUUAAUUUAUUUUUUUUAAGAACUGCAGAUAUGAAAUGUAUUUAACAUUUGCAGGUGGUCAGAAUGUGAAGGCUUUGGAGGAUAUAGAAAUAAUGACUUAAAAUUAUGUUAAUAAUAUUAAUGAUUAAUAAUUAUGGUAAAACCUGUUCUAAACAGCCUCCCUAAUUUACCAGUUGUUCUGUUACAAACAAACAACGCGUCUGGGGCUGAAGACGUAAGGGUACUAAGGAGGAUUCAUGGUUUAGCACGUCAAAAAGUUUAAGGGUAUCAUGGGGAUAGCCACACCAAUUUCUUCUGCUUUAGCUUGCUCUAUGACACAUAUAAUCCGGCAAAGUGGCAGAACUAUGCAUUCAAGCCACUACCAAGAGGCCGUGAAGCAACAACAAAACAUUUGAAUGAAUGGAAAUAAAAGAGCAAGCAUCUUGUACAAAAACACUAAGAGAUGUUGCUGACCCUGAAGUGCUUGUAAUUCUUCAUACUGAUAGAGCAAAUCUAAAGCUUGUAAAUAAAUGGAAAAAAAGAAAUAAAAAAACAAAACCAA